Cylicostephanus goldi is the source of this 177-nucleotide messenger RNA. Lineage: Eukaryota; Metazoa; Nematoda; Chromadorea; Rhabditida; Strongylidae. The record is from the annotation of a GenBank genome assembly.
GUAGCGACGAUCCUCCGACAACAAGAUUCUGUUGUUGAGAUGAUAGUAGGACGGCCGAUCAAUUACGCCGAUAGACCACCUGAUAAUCCUGGUCAGUUUCUUUUCCUCAUUUUGGAAGACGAUUUCAUUGAUUCGCGAAAUCUCGAACAUCUUGACGUGACUCUUCACCUUUGCUAA